AACAAAGUCGGGCAGGAACCAUCCUGCAGAAAGGCGGGGGGAGGCGCUGCAGUAAAAGCCGCUGCACGUGUUUUCAUUACAACGCUGCCUUGGCGGGAGCCUGAAGCGGCUCCGAUCACGCUCAGCUGCCCCGGGGGCAAAGGCCCGGCUGGCUCAGAGCACGAUGGCCCCCAAAGCGAGGAAGAGGAAGGCAAAGGAGCCUGAGGCAAAGGCUGUGAACUCUGAGGACCUGAAGGCGAAUGGCGGUGCCGAUACGCUGCCAAAGAGGUCACGGGUUGAGGGAUGUCAGGGCCCGGGACCACGUGUGGUUAUUGAGCAUUGUAAGAGCUGACGAGUCUACGGGCGCAACGCCGAUGCCGUGAGCCAGGCGCUGCGCCGCACCGUCGCCAACGUGGUGGUGGAGAUCAACCCUGAGACACCACGCAGGAACAGCUUUGAGGUGUCCCUGGUGAAGGAGGAUGGAAGUACGGUGGAGCUAUGGAGCGGCAUUAAGAAAGGGCCACCUCGCAAGCUCAAGUUCCCUGAGCCACAGAAGGUGGCGGACGUGCUGAAGAGCAGCCUGGUCUAAAGCAGAGCUGCACAGAGCUGGGUCUAGGACCCAUCCAUUCCUUGUGUGGACCGGAGCAUCCAUGAUGAGGCAUGAUGAAGUGGGGGAGGGGCCAAUGUCCAAACCUCAGUCAUGUCUCUGAUACUGCAGCUCUUCCCACGGGGAGUGGUGGGCCAGAUGAUGCCACUCUGUCCUUCGCUUCUGCUCUGCUCCUACAACCAUCCUCUGGCCUUCGUUA
This is a messenger RNA of Mauremys mutica (yellowpond turtle), 785 nucleotides long. It is a transcript of the gene SELENOH, whose product is annotated as selenoprotein H. The transcript has 5 exons. Gene Ontology annotation, cellular component: Golgi apparatus. NCBI's taxonomy places the organism in Eukaryota, Metazoa, Chordata, Testudines, Geoemydidae. The record is from RefSeq and is a predicted model, not a curated record.